AUGCGGCUGCGGCACGGGCAGCUCCUGGCGGGGCUGUGCCUCGGCGCCACCUUCCCCCUGCUGUGGUUCGCGGCGUGGCAGGGCAGCCGAGGAAAUGACUUAGACACGUAUGAAAGCCAGUUUCUGGAACUUCGGCAAAGACUAUUGUAUGCUGAAAAGGAAAAUAAAAGAAGAUCACAUGAACUGAGCAGUGCCCUCGAUGAAAUUAAACGUAUAGUUGCAACAAGAGCAAACUUGACAGCGAAUCAUACAGAUGAUAUGAAGUUGAAAGUAGUAAACCUCCCAAGAAAACUCCCCAUGCAUCUCACAAACAUGCACUACUAUCUACCUCACCUUCGAGAAUAUGAAGAUGGAAUUUUCCCAAAUGUUAUUUUUGGGCAACAGAGAACAGGAGUCUCACUGGUGGUGGGUAUUCCUACUGUGAAAAGGGAAAAGAAAAAUUACCUCAUUAGUACACUGCAUUCCCUACUGCAUGGACUUUCUGAAGAGCAAGAGAAGGACUGUGUAAUAAUCAUCUUUGUGGCAGAGGUGAAUGCAGACUAUGUUAAGAGUGUUGCAGAAAGUGUUAAAAUCAGCUUUCCCAGAGAAAUCCAGUCUGGAGUCCUAGAGGUCAUUUCUCCUCCUGCUUCUUAUUAUCCAGAUCUUUCCAACCUGAAAAAAACACUUGGGGAUUCUGAGGACAGAGUAAGGUGGAGAACUAAACAGAAUUUGGAUUAUAGCUUUUUAAUGCUAUAUGCCCAACCUAAGGGAACAUUGUAUUUACAGCUGGAAGAUGAUAUUAUAGCCAAACCUGAUUAUAUUGCAAGUAUAAAAAGCUUUGCUGCUCAACAAUCCGAAGACUGGAUGGUUCUUGAGUUUUCACAGCUUGGGUUUAUUGGAAAAUUGUUUAAAUCAGAAGACUUGCCACUCCUAGUGGAAUUUUUUCUCAUGUUUUAUAAAGAUAAGCCCAUAGACUGGCUUAUAGACCACCUGCUCUGGGUUAAAGUAUGCAAUCCAGAAAAGGAUGCAACACACUGUGAACAGGAAAAGUCAAAGUUCCGUAUCCGUGCUAAACCAUCACUCUUUCAGCAUAUGGGAAUUCAUUCAUCACUGGCUGGGAAGAUACAGAAUUUGAAAGAUAAAGAUUUUGGAAAAAAUGUGCUGCAUAAAGCACAUAAGAAUCCACCUGCAAAAGUGGAUACAAGCCUAAGAAUAUACCAGCAAUAUACCUUGGAAAAAAUUUACAAAGGAGAAGACUGUUUUUGGGCUUCAGCUCCAGUGGCAGGUGACUACAUCAGGUUCACCUUUUUAAGUCCACUUAAAGUUGAAAAGUACUUCUUCAGAAGUGGAAACAUGGAGCACCCUGGUGAUAAACUGUUUAACACUACUGUGGAAGUGUUGCCAAAUGAUGAAAUGCAAAGAAAAGAACUAUUUGAUACUGGAAAUAAAUUUAACUACCCAGCAACCAAAGACGGAUAUUUAAAAAUAGGAGCUUUUGAAAAUGGAAUUGCAGAAGGAAGUAUCAAUCAGUCAAUAGGAAGAAUAAAGGCUAUUCGUUUAUCAAUCAGUUCUGAUUCCCCUGUCUGGGCAAUACUUAGUGAGGUACUUAUCAAGACAUCUGAAAACUGAAAAAAAACCCCACAUUUUUGAUGUGUUGCUUGUUACAGACUGUUUGAAAACAAGGCUGACAGCAACAAAAAAAGAACCGGGUAAAAAGACCAAUUCCAAACCCAUGUCAUUCUUAAUACUGUCUAUUAUGAAAGAGUUGAGAUAACUCUUAUAUCUUUAUAGAAAAAGGUAUAAAGAACCCAAUUAUGUUUGUAAUUUCUGUAAAAUGUUGUUGAGUAAGGUGUCAUCUAUAAAAAUCUCACCUUAGGCUAGCAACAUUCAACAUAUAUAGCUAUAAAAAAUUGAUAAGGCAUUGCAGGCUGUCUCAGGGACUAAAACAUAAAUGUAUAACAAAUUUCAUCAGAAGUAAAAAUAUGGCCAUUUUUGGAAAAUAUUAGGAACACAGUCUUCAGCUCCACUAAAAACACUGGUCAGUUUUGUAGGGAAAGGAGAACUGAAGGAAAAGCUGUCAAUAUUCAUUGCAAGUAUUCAAAGAAGUCCACAGGAACUGUUUAACGUUAUGAAAAUGGAUCUGAAACUUAACAUAAGUGUGUUUCAGUCUUAAUGCAGCAUAAGUUAUGUUUAAUAUUUUUUAAAUGAAAAGUGCCUCCAAGUUACCAUUUGAAUAAUUUUAUACUUAAGCAGAUAUUGUUUGGAAGAUUGUAAAACUUUUCGAUGAAUUGUGUAUUGAAUUAAGUACAGGAAAUAAUAAGGGUAUUACGUGUAACUAUAUUUUUGUAAAAAGGAAAUCUAUUUAAAUAAAAUUUUGGAUCCUAUUGU
Messenger RNA from Chiroxiphia lanceolata (lance-tailed manakin), 2367 nucleotides. RefSeq names its product MGAT4 family member D (gene MGAT4D). Gene Ontology annotation, biological process: protein N-linked glycosylation. Gene Ontology annotation, cellular component: endoplasmic reticulum; endoplasmic reticulum-Golgi intermediate compartment; Golgi stack. Gene Ontology annotation, molecular function: acetylglucosaminyltransferase activity. NCBI's taxonomy places the organism in Eukaryota, Metazoa, Chordata, Aves, Passeriformes, Pipridae. The coding region runs from base 1 to 1608 and encodes 535 amino acids. The transcript has 16 exons. The record is from RefSeq and is a predicted model, not a curated record.